AUCAGUCGUUCAGUUACCGUGUGCGUUAGUAGAGUCUCAACGAAGGGAGCGAUUUCACAACACUUGUACACACACACGCGCGCACGACACAAACGAAGCGUUGAACUGAUCGUGAGAAGAGAAACGCGGAGAACAGAGCGGAAGCAGAGCGAGAGGGUGGUGCAGCAGGCGCGACGACGAUCUCCGCGCGUCUUCGAGAUCGCGGUCGCAUGGCAUUCGGCUCAUCAGGACGGCGGUGGCCUCGUACGUGCGUCGUCACGGCGGUAUGAGAUAGCACGACGAGCGCGAGCUGGUCGACGAAGUGGCGGCGAGGACGACGACGACGACGUCCUGAUUCCAAGCGUCCGCGCUCAGUCCUCAGUGUAGGCUAGCCGGUCGCUCGGCGGUCGUUGUCUCUACAUCGACAUCGCGACAUAACGCAACAUAACAGAGAGAUUCUCCUCCGGACGAGUGCGCGACACGCGGCCGAAUGUCCACGUUGACGACAGGACCGAUGUAUCGGAAACUCCUUCUCUCCGCUUGCGCGUAAUCUAGGCAGCGACACAUGUCUUCGAGCACGUCGUCGUGAUAACAUCGUCUUCCACGAGGUGUGCGCACUGUACUAGUCCCGACAAGCAGGAUCCGCUGUCGUUGUAACGCUGAAGACAACGAGGUUAUCUACAGCUAAGAGCGAACUCUCCGUCUCUCUUUCUUUCUCAGACUGACGGGCCAUCUCCGUCGACGAAAGGCGAUCGUCACCAGAUUCCUCGCCAUUAACAGCGGCGGUCGCGUGUUAGCCGUUGUGAAUCGCGUGUGAUAGACGCGAUUUUGACAGGAGGCUCGGUGCAGCACGCGACAACAAACAUGGCGGCCGCGGUAGCGGACGCGUGCAUCGACUGCAACUGUACGGACGUGCUCGACACCCUGCACGACGUUUACGAGGGGCUGGACACGACGUGGCCGUGGCACGAUCUCGAUCUCUUCGUUUAUCGGCCAUGGGUGUUCUCGUUGUUGGGCAGCACCAUGGUCGGCCUCACGGGUAUCUUCCCCUUGUGGCUCGUCCCCAUACAAGACGGCGUUGAUCUGAAAACCGGCGAAAACGGCGGCACUUUGAGGAUCCUGCUGAGCUUCGCCGUGGGUGCGUUGUUGGGUGAUGUUUUUCUUCACCUCUUACCGGAGGCCUUCGAGAGCGAAUUUCGGAGACAAGCCAAAAACAGCCAAGCGUCUACACCGGCUGGCUUGUGGAUAUUGUCCGCUCUUCUAUUCUUCAUUAUCUUCGAGAAGAUCAUCGCUGCCGUGAAUGAGGAAGCGCCGAUCAUUACGGAACAACAGACUGAUGAUGAAACCUCCAGUCAGAAUAUGAGCCCGGAGAAAGAGAUAGACAACAAUAACUGUAUCACGCUGAUGACCGCCGAGAAGAACGGUUUCGCAAAGGACUGCUUGCAAAAUACGACCGACGAGAUACAAAUUUUCCUGCGGAAGCAAUUGGACAAAAAUGGAUUUAUGCAGACACCAAACGGUAUCAAAGAUCCGCGUAAGAACGGUUUCAAUAAGGAUGUGGAUGUUAUGAAAUCAGCAUUGGCGAGCAAAUGUCCCAACGGGGAUGUCCCAAACGGACCACUGAUGGACGAGACGAAGAUCUGUUUGAACAAAUUGGCGAAAACCAAUGGUUUCACAUCGACGAUUUUACGUACCGACAAAAUUGCCGCUACUUACGCGAUCCCGAAGAACAGCAUCGUCGACCGUUUGAUCGUCAAGGCGAACAAGCUCAUAUCCGAUUUGUCACAUGCCAAAUUUUUUGAUCCUCAGUCCUUCCCGGGCUACCUCAACCUUUUGAUGAACUUUCUCGACAAUUUUACUCAUGGCUUGUCUGUGGGUGGUUCGUUCCUCAUUUCCUUCCAUGUAGGUGUCCUCAGUACGUUUACUAUUUUGGUGCACGAAAUACCUCAUGAAGUCGGAGACUUUGCCAUUCUACUACGAAGCGGAUUUAGUAGAUGGGACGCUGCGCGGGCGCAGUUGGUUACCGCUGGCGGUGGUAUCGUUGGUGCUUUAGCUGCCGUAUUCUUUUCUAGUGGUCUAGGGGAGAAAACCAAUUGGAUAUUGCCGUUAACCGCAGGAGGAUUCAUACAUAUCGGCCUGGUAACCAUCUUGCCCGAUCUAUUGAAAGAAACAAAUCCGGUGGAAUCUUUAAAACAACUUUGUGCUCUACUUUUUGGGAUCGUUGUAAUGGCUGCGUUGAUAUUCGUUACUAAUAUGUUUGAUCACAUGCAAAAUUAGUUCCGUCAACUAGGGAGAUCCUAUUAUGUUAAUAUACACAUGUAUUGAAUAUAAUUUCACCGGUCCCUCGUCUCUACUUCUUAGUAUGUGUCAGUACUCUGAAGUUGCCAUAAAGUUAUACAAUGCUUGUUGCUCAAUUGUGAUGAAAUUUGAAGGCUAUAUAGCAACGAGAAUCGACUGACCAAACUCAUGUACACGCGAUGUAUAAUAUAUAUAUAUAUAUAUAUAUAUAUUUAUAUAUAUACAUAUAAUACAUAUAUUAAUAAAUAUGUGUAUAUAUAUAUACACAAUUGAUUAAUGUUAAUUAAUAUGUAUUAUAUGCGUAUAUAUAAUUGGAUUUAGUCUAGGGUUUGUAGCGUUUUAUAUUGGAAAUAUUCUUCAGCACUGGAAUAUCUUAUUAUCUAAGUCUGAGAUUAUCAUCAUAGUUUCUUCUGCUUCUCUAUGAUAUUUGAUUGAGAUUAAUUUGCGUUCGCAAAGGUACAAUUUUCAUGAUGACUGUAUUUGAACAAUAUCGCAAGGACUGUUUUCCCAAGUCUGAAGCGAUGAUAACAGCGAAACAAGAUUCGUUACGAAAAUAAUAUAUGUAUAAUUUGUACAUUAAUUUAUCAUGGAACUACAGUUAUACACAUGUUAUCGCGUUAAUAUUGACAAGAUAAUUUGAGAAAUGCUGUUAUAAAUCUCGCAUAGUUUAUACAUUAAUAAGCACACAUCUUCCAUCAUAAUCGAGACAGUAUCAAUACCUUCCAGUAUCGAUACAGCUGGCUAUUCUCUUUUGGAUAACCAAAUGCUGCGAUACCAGUUAAAAAUUAAAUUUAAAACCAGUAUUGACGUAUAAAUAUCAUGUUGUGAAGAAACCUGAAAUAUGAUGUAUAUAAUGUUCAUGCUUGUUUACUAGAAAGACAUGUGAAAAAUCGCGAUGAGAGCUUGUAAAUCUAAGCGCGACACGUUAUUACAUGCGUGUAUUUAUGGAGCACGUACGAGAACAUUAAGUAUACUAAUAUAUACUAAGUAUAUUAAGUAUACUAAUGUAUACUAAAAUGUAUACAUUAAGUUCCUAACGAUAAUUGUAUAUAUAUAACAAUCAAAUUUAUUCCACCUUCUUUUUUUAAAAAUGAUCGCAUGAUAAAGAGAAAAAAUAUUCCAUGUGUUGUACAGAAUUGGAACAUUGAAAUCAUAAAUUUAAGUUUAUGAUUCGACAAAUUGAACACAUACAGAUAAUGUGAAAUUUGUGUACAAAUUUUGUAAAAUUUGAAUUUAUAUACUAUGCAUAGUGAUCUUUUUAAUGUAUUCAAUGAAAUGUGUAUAAGACCCCAUAGAAUUAGAUUACUUUUUGAAUAGACCGUAAAAUAUGUAAAGAGUAAACUGGAGUAAACAUAAAAUUACGUCCCUUUUAUUCGCGCCUUUACAGAAUCUUAUUGACGUCAUAUCAGUAAAAUAUUAAUUGUAUGUAUCAUCAUUUUGGUGCUAAUUUAAUAUAAUCUUAACGAAAUUGUAAGUAAAACACUAAAGCAAAAAAAAAAAAAGAUAUUUUGAAUACUUAUUGUGACCACUUAAUAAUAUUUACGUCUGUGUGAGUACUAUUAUGAAAAAUUUAUAUAUUGUCGGAUAUUUAAAAUACUUCGUUACAUAUAUUUAGAAACAUUCCAAAUUAAAUUUAGAUAAUAUAUUUAAAUGAUCCUAAACUCUUUGUUAUAAGUUGGUCUUUAUAAAAAUUGGUGGAACUAAUGAAAUUUUAUUAUUGUGGUUUUCUCUUGAUAGUUUCAUGCGAAAUGUUCAUAUCUUACAAGUUGCAUAAAUAAAAGCAACACUUGUACUUAACAAGUGGAAAAAACAAGAUAUUACUUUCUGAUUGCGUGUGAUACAGGGAAGUGCUUUUUUUUCUUGCAUCUGUAAAUAAAAACUGUAUUCGGAAAAUUAGAAA
Messenger RNA from Odontomachus brunneus, 4177 nucleotides. It is a transcript of the gene Zip99C, whose product is annotated as zinc transporter ZIP13 homolog. Gene Ontology annotation, biological process: intracellular zinc ion homeostasis; zinc ion transmembrane transport. Lineage: Eukaryota; Metazoa; Arthropoda; Insecta; Hymenoptera; Formicidae. Gene Ontology annotation, molecular function: zinc ion transmembrane transporter activity. The coding region runs from base 844 to 2256 and encodes 470 amino acids. Gene Ontology annotation, cellular component: membrane. The record is from RefSeq and is a predicted model, not a curated record. The transcript has 5 exons.